AUGGCGACAACUCUGCGGAGGCGGAUGCCGCCAGAGACCAGCUCGGCCGAAACUACCAUGGACUCCAAAGAAGACUCCCCGCCGAUUCAGCCGACAUCCCACGUCCAUGUAAUCGAACGAGGGCCCAAGGCGCGCAAGCGUCGCAACACCUUCAUCUUCUUGCUGGGUGGCCUCUGUGGUCUCAUUGCUGCGGGAUUCUUUGCCAAGUCCAACGACUUGAUCGACUUGCCGGAGCUUACCGAUCUCAGCAUGGACAGUCUGCUGGAUGUUAUCCCGGCAGGCCUAGUCAAGGACAUGCGCGAGCUUGUUCAAGGAGAGCGUGAGGUUACUACUUCCUAUGAUUCUUUCUCUGUCGGCUUGAAGGCUCGGGCUGAGGGGCUGGAUGCUUACCAUCCCAUGGUCAUGAUACCUGGCGUCAUCUCAACAGGUCUGGAGUCCUGGGGCACGGCUAACAUCUCGAGGGCCUAUUUUCGAAAGAGACUGUGGGGAAGCUGGACAAUGAUGAGGGCUUUGGUUCUUGACAAGGAGAUUUGGAAAAAGCACAUCAUGUUGGAUAAGCGAACCGGGCUUGAUCCGCCCAUGGUGAAGCUUCGUGCAGCCCAGGGCUUUGACGCAGCCGACUUCUUCAUCACAGGGUAUUGGAUCUGGAGCAAAGUCUUGGAAAACCUGGCAACCAUUGGAUACGAUCCCACAAACUCAUUCACGGCUGCAUACGACUGGAGGCUUUCCUACCCCAAUCUUGAAGUAAGAGACCAGUAUUUUACAAAGCUCAAAUCAUACAUCGAAACCGCCGUCGCAUUUGAAGGCAGAAAGGUGGUCAUCGCCUCGCACAGCAUGGGCAGCCAAGUCAUUUUUUAUUUUUAUCACUGGGUUGAGUCUGCUCAGGGCGGCCGUGGCGGAGGAGACUGGGUGGACCGUCAUAUCGAUUCUUGGAUCAAUAUCAGCGGCUGCAUGCUGGGUGCAGUCAAGGAUCUGACGGCCGUGUUAUCCGGAGAAAUGCGGGAUACUGCACAGCUAAAUGCCUUGGCAAUCUACGGACUGGAAAAGUUCUUGAGCAAAGAGGAGCGGGCGGAAAUCUUCAGAGCAAUGCCGGGCAUUUCAUCAAUGCUGCCGCUUGGAGGUAACGCUGUUUGGGGUGACUUAAACGGAGCGCCGGAUGACCAGCCUGACCAAGGUUUCUCAUAUGGCUCCUUUUUAAACUUUCGAGUCGGCUCAAACUGGACAACUCCCGACCGAAACUUUACAGUUGAUGCUUCCAUGGAGUAUCUCUUCAACACGACCGAAGAUUGGUACAAGGAUCAGGUCAAGCGAAGCUAUUCUCACGGCGUUGCUCAUACCACCGCAGAGGUUGAAGCCAACGAGAAAGAUCCUAAAAAAUGGAUCAACCCCCUCGAGAGUAGACUUCCUCUGGCGCCAAAUCUCAAGAUAUAUUGCUUUUAUGGGGUCGGUAAACCUACAGAGCGAUCAUAUUAUUACAGAGCACCAGACCAACCUACCAUGACCAACCUCAACAUUACCAUCGAUAUUGGGCUCACCGAAGGUGCUAUCGACCACGGUGUCAUCCUAGGUGAGGGAGACGGUACAGUGAACCUUUUGAGCGCCGGAUACAUGUGCAACCAUGGCUGGCACAUGAAACGGUAUAACCCUGCUGGCGCCAAGAUCACAGUAGUAGAGAUGCCCCACGAGCCUGAUCGAUUUAGCCCGCGAGGAGGCCCCAAUACCGCCGACCACGUUGACAUUUUAGGAAGAGAGACACUGAACGAGCUGAUCUUGAGGGUUGCAGCCGGCAAAGGCGAGACCAUCACCGACUAUGUCGUGAGCAAUAUCCAAGAGUAUGCCGACAAAGUGAAGGUCUACGAGGAAGAAGGUGAAACCGAGAAGAUGGGGAAGAAGAACAAAUCAUAG
This is a messenger RNA of Trichoderma virens Gv29-8, 1905 nucleotides long. RefSeq lists its product as uncharacterized. The record is from RefSeq and is a predicted model, not a curated record. Gene Ontology annotation, cellular component: cytoplasm; perinuclear endoplasmic reticulum. Gene Ontology annotation, molecular function: phospholipid:diacylglycerol acyltransferase activity. Gene Ontology annotation, biological process: lipid storage; triglyceride biosynthetic process. The transcript has a single exon. Bases 1 to 1905 code for a protein of 634 amino acids. Lineage: Eukaryota; Fungi; Ascomycota; Sordariomycetes; Hypocreales; Hypocreaceae.